Actinia tenebrosa (Australian red waratah sea anemone) is the source of this 518-nucleotide messenger RNA. RefSeq lists its product as uncharacterized. The record is from RefSeq and is a predicted model, not a curated record. NCBI's taxonomy places the organism in Eukaryota, Metazoa, Cnidaria, Anthozoa, Actiniaria, Actiniidae.
AGGAGGAUUCAGUCAAGAGAGGCUUCAGUUCCUACUAUAGGAACUACUAUGACGAGAUUGCCAUGUCUGUCUGUGCCAGCAUGCCCAUGAGAGGAGGUGGCUAUAUCUUUCCCGUACGUCGAGCCUGCUCAUCGACUAAUAAGCAAACCUGCUCCCAGUUGUGCGCAAGCGCAGGAGUGAGAAAGCAGCUGACCGCGGGCUCAAGCAGCUACAUAUUCGAGUGCCUCGAGUCUCUUCAUAUCUACAAGGGUCGUCCCCAACUCGCUGCUAACCCAGGCGGCAACACCGAUGUGGGUCGUAUAGGACUGAUCGUCUAUCGGUAUCACAGCUGUUCCGGCUCCUCUUGUGGACCGAACUACUGCUGCUGUAGAAAGGGCCACCAAUAAUCAAGACCCACUCUCCCAAACACUGCAAGAUGUAAGGUUUCCUAAGUACGGACCACUUCAGAUGAGGUUUAGUUAAACUUUAUGCUAAUAAAAUGAAACAAAUAAAAUAAAGAGAUUAGUUUAUGGUGUCUA